CACAAAUCUCGUGUUCUUGGAUCCCAAAGUUUGAAACUUUCAUGGAUUGGCUUCUUCUUCUUCUUCUCUCGUAACCUAACCCUAACAGCUCAAAUCCAAACCUAAAAUGGCCGAAGACGACACUCUGUUCUGUCAACAACACGACCUAAUUGAUCCCAUGGAUCCAAUUUCGUCAAUGAUUGUCAUCAGAGACUCACCAAUCUUCGCCAAACACGACCACCUCGUCUUCCCACCAAUCAACCACGAGAAUCUCCCUUCUUCAAUCUCCGAAUUCGAUAACAGAUUCCUCGAAUCUCCAUCCGAAUCCGAAUCACCUUCAUCUUCCUCCAGAGGCUCUGCUUCCUCUUUCUCCUCCUUCCCUUCUGACUCAGACGCACAACCUCCACUCACUGCGUCAGAAAAUGAAGAGAAAUUCGAAUCUCCGCCUUUGGCAGGCUUUAAACGAGGAGGAGAGUCUCCACCGCCUCCGAGGAGAGUGUUGUACCGUGAAGCUGAUGAUGUGAUUCAGCGUUGGUGGGAGCUUCUUCUCGUUCGUGUUUACUCCAAGUUCAAGAAUUUGAUGACGUGGCUCUCGGCGACUGUGAGGACGUUUUAUCCGGUUAUUGGCGUUGCGGUUUGGUGGUGGAUGCGUGUACGAGCUCGUCGGAGACGUGUUAAUGGAGAAGCCACGGGUCGUCUUCGAGAUGCGAUCAAAGAGAGAGACGAGAGGAUAGUUCAGCUAUUGCAUCAGGUUGCUCAAAUGAAUGAGUUACUGAUAAAACACCACAAGGAGAUCGUUUCAAGAAGAUGAUGAUUAUUCAUCACAAUUCAAAAACUCUUUUAGCUUCUUUUUUACUUGAUUCUUUUGUUUCUUGUUUUAUAUUCUUUCGCUAGUCACACUCUGUUUCUAUGUAAAAUUCUUACAGUUUCAAUCUCUCUUAAAUAAGACAAGACGUAGACUUUUUUACCAGUUCUAAUCCACCGCAUGAACUUCCCUUUCUUUGAAAUUACAGUGAAAGUUACUUGAACAAAUUGAUGUAG
Messenger RNA from Eruca vesicaria subsp. sativa (arugula), 1020 nucleotides. The record is from the annotation of a GenBank genome assembly. Lineage: Eukaryota; Viridiplantae; Streptophyta; Magnoliopsida; Brassicales; Brassicaceae.